This is a messenger RNA of Porites lobata, 10889 nucleotides long. Lineage: Eukaryota; Metazoa; Cnidaria; Anthozoa; Scleractinia; Poritidae. The record is from the annotation of a GenBank genome assembly.
ACUAAGCUCAAAUACUUGAUGUUUUCAGCUUGAUUUUGUUUUGUGAGAAAAACAAUUUAUCGGAUUUUUGACCUUUUUAGAGAACGGCAGAGAUAUUUUAGGGCAGAGGAACCGUUAAUGGUAGGUUAAUUUGAUAUUAUACCAUCGUGGUGUCUUAUAUUUGUAAUCAAAGAAAAUUCAGCAAGAAAUUUUGUCGUGAAAUCGAUGUUAUAUGCUCUGUGCUUAAACCAGGACGCAGAUCUAGAGUAUUGUGAUUCGCAUUGUUUUGAUUCGUUUUGAUGUCUUGUUUCUUUUGAUUCUGUGCAAAGGUAGACUUGAAGACUUAAAGAUUAGUCGCCAAUACUGUCUCCGAGUACAUCUUUGUUUAAUACUCAUUUGUUUUUACCUUGUCGUGGUGUCGCGAUCGGUUUGUUUCAGCCCAGGUUUCAGCCGGCUUACCAAAUACAUUUGUACAGUCCAGAAGCUUAAUUCAAAAGUUGUAUUUUCUACGCUAAUAGACUUCAGUCAUGAAUUUGAGGAUUGCAUUUUAUAUGAAUAGUGUUCUUUUGGAAGUAACAGACUGGUAUUUAAAAUUCCAAUUCCCAAAUGAUGAUUUUAUUUUUUAUAGGUAACAUCGCGUGAUCGCUCAACAGUAUACGAAGAGUAUUCUUCCCCGUGUUUUUUGUUCAUUGUGGUGCACAACAGAUCGUCAUGUAUAAAUCCAUGAGAAGCGAACACAGUUCACCUCUGUGGAGCAACAUAUCUAGUCGAAAAAGUCUCAAGAGAUUUAUCAGCUUCACAGUCUUCCUAGAAGAUGCUUGAUCAUGUUACUAUCUUUCUCUGUCCAUAAGGAUCUACUUGCUGCAACAUUUUACAGAGCACUUAAUUUAGUUUAUACUUAAAAUGGGGGCAAACGCAUCUUCUGCAGAGAACUCACCUGAUUCAACAUUAGUAAGAGUACCAAGAUAUACUCUAGAAGAAAAGAGAAAGAAACAAUCGAAGCUAAACACUCUUAAAAAGAAGCUGAGCAGGAACAAAGGGGCUUUUAAAAUCCACGAUCAUGGAAAAAUGUUGAGAGAUUUAACACAGACAUGGACAACGCAGGAGAUAAAUGCUUUAGUAGAGGAAUAUGAAGCUAUGAUGAACGUCAAAGAACUAACAAAUCAGACCAGCCUUGUGCGGCAGUCUGCACCAAGUCUCAAGAAAGAUCUCUUGAGGUUGUACGAAGAGGGUAUUUGUGCUGAUGCUACUUUAGUUUUUGAGAACACUAGUUUCCAUGUGCACAGAGCUGUGCUGUCUUCGCGAUGCCCUUAUUUCAAGGAACUGUUUUCACAGCACCCGGAAGAAAAUCCUGUGAUUCAUAUGGAGUUUAAAACAGAGGGAAUGACAAAGGACAUUUUUUCAUCACUACUUUCUUAUCUGUAUACUGGAGAUUUCACACCAAAAAAAUCAGGACUGGAGUACAUAGAUGUCUUGAUAAAUCUUGGAGAGGAAUUUGGAACACCCAAUGUUUUGGAGCAGGACUUCAAACAGCUUUUACACAGCUGUGAAUUCGCUGAUGUGGCACUUGUUUUUCCAGCACAAGGCCCUUCGGAAACCUUUCUAUCAAAUGAUGGUAACUCAAUCUCUGAUCAAACCUAUGAAAUUCUGUGUCACAAAGCUAUCCUUUGUUCAAGAUCGCCUUAUUUCAGGUCUUUGUUUCUUAAGGAUAAGCUAAAUUUCUCUGAACAUAAAGCAACAAAUUCAAGUGUACUCAGACUAGUCCUUGAUGAAUCAGUUAUGACACGACAAUACGCACGAAUAGUUUUACAGUGCGUGUACACAGACUCUGUGGAUUUGUCUGCUGUUGUAAAGUGGAGCUCUGAGGAUAGAAGAUAUCAUGCCCCUGGAACUCAUAAAUUGUUGACGGCAGCAGAAAUUGCUAUGGAAGUGUUUGAAGUAGCAAGUUUUAUUGAUUUACCUGUGCUCAUACAGGGUAAGGGAACAAACCUUAUUUAAAUGCCCUUACAUUUGGUUAGGAUUUAAUUAAGCCUUACUCCUUCUCUUGGUACAGUGUACUUGGUGAUUCUUUAGUGAACAUGUAGCCAUUAAUAAGGCUGUUUAUGCAGGAUAAGAUAAGCUGCGUAUAAAUGCCACUAAAUUGAUGUUCACAGCUUAUUCAACCCAUGGCUAACUAAAGCCGCAGGUUGUCCUGACCAAGGGGUUUUGGGCUGUGCUUAUCCAAUCCGUGGCCUACCUUUUACAUAAAUAGACUAAAACAUUGUCUGCAGCUUGUUGAAGCCAUGAACCACUGCUCCGCAUGUGCUGUUUUGUUAUUGUUGCCCAGACCUCCUUUUGCAUUAGCUCUCAAUCCAUUUGUUGAUUAAAAAAAGGUGAGCAUGUGUGACUUUAGAUAGCAGUUUAUUAGCUGAAAAAUUGCUUUGAAAUCCUCUGGGUUGAUUGCUUGCAAACCUUUUGUCGAGGUUCAUGACUUCCUUUGAUAAAUUAUUGUUUUGGAGCCUAACACCAAUCUUGACUUAAAUUUUUAUUUAAAGAAAAUAAAUGUAGACAAUUAGGCAUUUUUUUUUACAAGGCCAAUCGUUUUGCUUUUAUGCUCACUUAAAACAUACAUGUAAAGAUGUAUAAAUUGCCCCAAAACUAGGGACUAAAACUAAUUAACAAUUAAUUAGUCAUCUUGGACUUGUUGACCUCAAACAAAGCCGCAAACCAUUUGUAUUAGCAUUUCACAUCUUAUGUAAACCUUACUCAUAUAAAUUGUUCCUUACAUGUCUUAUUAAGUGGCGGCCAGGGUAAGCUGCGGCUUAUUUUCUCUUGUAUAACUGGCCCAAUUCUUUUCCUAAGGGUGUGAAGAUAUCAUUCUUGAGGAACUCUCCCCGUCUACUCUUCUUCCCACCUUGGAAUGGAGCUCCCUCCCGCAUGGAUCAGACUGGGUCUACAGACAAGCGAUGCAGUUUCUACAAGAUGAAUUUGUGAACAUUGCGCAGUCAGAUGCAUUCUCCUUGAUGCCUAAGAAAUACUUGGUGGAAGCAUUAAAAUCUGAUUUUCUACAGGUAUCAUUGAACUUUUUUAUCUACAGAGAUUUAACUGGCUUUGUCACUCAAAAGUAAGGAACCAGACAUUAUCUCAUUUCUGAAGUCUAUAUUGAAUUUUUAAGCAUCACAUAAAUGAGAAUGCAAUUUUUAUCUCAGGAGAAUUCAAUGCAGACAGACAGAGAGCAAAUUCGUUUAACACUUCGUCUUCCGGGGUCGCCGAAAUCGGAGCUUCAGGAACGGUGACCAAAGAAAUUUCGCAAAAAAUUGUGUUACUUCCGAUUGCUCCCAAAUUUGGCACACAGGAAGUUAAUAGAUUUAGCCAAUCACCUGCCUAGUUCCAGCCCCUGUCGACUUUUGACCGUCACACACCGGGUUUUCGAAAAUUUUGAAUUUUAUGGCGAGUCGCUGGGGAAUCUUUGUGAGCGGUUUUGCGAAUAAUGAAAGCUUGUAUAGACGAAUGUCAACCAAAUACAACUCAAACAAACUAUUCUGAAGGAUUUUGGAGGAUAACAAGCAAAAUAAACGCGAAAAUCGAGGUUAGGAAACAAUUAGAAUCUGUGCAUGCAAAUCGCCGAUCGCCCACUCUGUGCCACAUGUUCUUGAAACGGGCGACGAUUUCCUUCCCGUUUUGCCUUCGCUUCGCUUUUAAGCUGUCAAAUUCUUGCUUAUUUUGAUGAAUUCUAUCAGCAAAUUCAUGUCUGCUUGUCCCUAACUCGAUAUUUUUUGGGAAUCGAGGAAACAAAGCGUCUCAGUGAAGUAAACAUGGGGUCACGAGGUGACGCCAAAGGAUUAUGCUAAUUAUGAUAAUCCAAUUAGCAUAAUCAUGACAGCGUGCAGAAAAAAAUUUGUAGAAAAUUUCUAGUCGCUCCAUAUUUUAGAACGAUUUUCGGGUUUUUUUACUUACAUAUUGAUGAAAAAUAUUUCUUGCUACCACAUCACCCAAAAUAAAGAAGUUUCCUAGCUAAAUGACAUUCUUUAAAAUUUUAAAAAAAUUUUAUGCAAAAUAUGCUUUUUUAAUUUUUUUAUGGCGGAAUAUUAUGGGUUUCCUAUGACCGAAAUAUUUUUUUUUCGAAAGGGUAUUCUUUUCCCUUUCCAAUGAGGUAUAGCUUGAUAUUGAACUGUAAAUAACACCAGAGAUAUGAUUUUUUAAAGUUACAUGGCAAAAUACAUUGAAAUAAUUGGCGGCAGACAAGGAGUUAAUAUCUGUAAGUUGUGAUGGUACAUGUAGCAACAUGUUCAGGUACUUUUGAGUACUGUAUUGACUUGAAAGAGUGCUACAGUGAUUUUAAAAUCAAUGUUUUGACUUGUCAGUGCAGCACUUAAGUGGGUGCAGAGCAGAGCAUAUUUAAAGCUUCUUAAAUUGUGUUUUUACAGUAUUGCACUGUAGGUAGUCUUUGUCCUAAAUAACAUUAACAGCAUGAGAAUAUAUACAUUGUGAUAAGGUUAUGAAAGUUAGUUUUGAGUCCUAAUUCUCAUUCCUUUCGAAGUUUGACUGCUGUAAAUGCUUGUUUUCUUGCCCCUUAUGACACAGUGGUUUGUUACAAAUAGUUAUGGUGAGUCCUGGGGCUCAUCUUGUGAAAAAUCAUGAGUCCCAGUGCAGAACCAUUGAGUCCCAGUUCAAAAAUCAUUUAGUCCCUGGGUCUUCAUGUAACCACACAGUUAAUCUGAAGACAGACUCCAGAACUCUGUAUUACAGUUUACUGAAAUGAAAAUAUACUUCUUCUAUUGUAAAGCACAACAAAGACUAAAAGAAAUAAUCACACAAACAGGAUAUUCUACAAGAAAUAUCUUCAGAUUAUUUUCUGUCUUUGGAGAUUUUUUUGCAUCAGGGAUGCAGGAUGCCGAGGUAACAAAAUCACUGAUGACAUGAAUACACGUAUAUUGAUUUUUUUCUAAUCAUUACUGGUAUGGGAAUACAGUAUGCAUGGAUCUUUGCUAAUAUCAGUUACUCCUUUUUCUCAGGCCUGUGAACAUGAUGUUUUGUUAUCCGUUGUCAAAUGGGGUGAAGCUCAGGUUCUUCAGAAUAUGGCUGAUCAAGGUACCAAAUCUUUUAACUAAACUCGUUGUUCUUUCUUAUAAAAUCAUCCCUCAAAUGGGUAAUGCUACCAGUGGCAAAUCUAGGGGAGGGACCCUAGCUACGACGUUAUUCAUAGGUCAAACCAAGGCCCACAGGGUGGUGACAAAGUUAUCAUUGUCUAGUUUGAGCCCACUUUUUCUUUCUCCAUCUGAAUGAGUGGGCCUUUUCACUUACAGUGUAUGUCAGGGUCAAGAUCUACCACUAGUCAUGGGUACAAGUAUGUAGUUUUGUUUUAAAACCAAAGACAAAACAACCCUGCAGAUGAUAGACUCUUAUUCCUUUUUUUGUCUGAAGAUCCAUUCCUGGAAAGCAAGAAAACCUCCAAGAGACGAGAAAUUGACAGCAAGCAACUUAAGAAAGUGUUAUCAGGUGUUAUUGAGUAUGUAAGGAUUGGGCAUGUCCUACCACCACAUAGUGAACUGCUAGAAAGUGUUUUCCGCCGAGGUCUGGUUGAUCGAGGGAUGCCACUUGACAUUGGUGAAGGAAGUUUCUAUCCCAAUUUACCAUGGAUGAGGAGACGAGAAGAAAAGGAUUUUGUCCGACCAAGAAUUUUUUUACCAUACUUUGAGGAAGCGAAGGUGUGCUACAGUGGCAAUACAUGUAUUAUUAUCUCAAUACAGUGGAACCCCAAUAUAAUGAAGGGCCAAGGGACUGCCAAAAGUUGUUCACUAUAAUGAGGUUUAGGCAGGGUGGGAAAAGGAAGGAGAGCAUGCAACUACGUCUCCGGAAUUUGAAUAUCUGCAUCGAAAAAGUUGAUGCAAAUGCUGAUUGGUGGAGAUGACAUUAGUGAUGAUGUCAUUACCCUUGGCACGUGUUUUUCGAUGAUUGUUUACAUUCGCACUCGUUUCUGCUUUUUCACUGAUUGGUAGAAAUCUGACAGCUCAGUUGACUUGGAGCCACAGGGGAAUUGGAGGUGGAAUUAAAAUUCCUGAGACAUAGUUGCAAGCUCUCCUUCCUUUUCCUGCCCUGCUGCCAGAGCACCCCAGAGAGCUUUCUUGCAGGCUAGGGUGAGCAAUGUAAGCAGAGUGGUUAAUGGUUGACUUUAGAUAUCUUUGAGCAAUCAUAACUUCACCCCGUGUCAGGUAAUCCAAGACCGUCUUGGAUUCAGAAUUCCAUGUUGUGGAUUCUUGAUUCUAGGUACUGGAUUCUGGAUUCCUUAUCAGUUAGACUUGGAUCUGAAUUCCAAUCGGAGGUGGGAUUCCAGAUUCUGUGAGCUGACUUAUGGAUUUCAAAGCCCAGGAUUCCAGAUUCCUGAAGCAAAAAUCUUCCGGUUUCUGGAUUCCAGAAGCAAAAAUUUCCCAGAUUCUGGAAUCCAGGCUCUGGUUGUUCAGACAUUGGAUAGUGCUAUCCACCGGAUAGAUCUCUAUCCAGUGGAUAAGUGUUUGGGAAACCAAUCGCGUUAUCCACCGAAUAGAGAUUUAUCCUGUGGAUAGCAUUAUCCACCUUUCAGACAACACGGCCUUGAUGUCUUACAUGGGGCGAACAUCAAGCUCAUGCCCAUUAACCCUUUAAGCUCCAAUAUCCACAAACAAAUUCUCCAGACUGAUCCCCACACAGUCCUUGAAAGUUUGGUUGAGAGAAUUUGUUAAAAGAUCAAAGCAUUUCCACUUACAAGUAGGUGAUCAUUUUAGCAAUUCCAGUAACCUUUCACCUUGAUUAUGUAUAAAUAUGGUUGGGAGAAAAUUGAUGAUGGUCACUCGGAUCAAUUUCGGUUUCUGGCAAACUGCGCACCUACCCAUUCGCUAAGCUAACAUUAACACUUCUCACUUUGGGCAAAGUGAUGGCAUAGGGGAGGGGUAGGUGAGCAGUUUUCCAGAAACCUUAAUUGAUCCGGUCGCUCUUGGCUCUUCAAGGGUUAAAUUGAUGAAUUAGGUCUAGCCUGCGAGCAAGCUCUUUGGGGCGCUCUAGCGGCGGGGCGGGAAAAGGAAGGAAAGCUUGCAACUUGCAACGUCUCUGGAAUUUGAAUUCUGCCUCCAAUUCCCCUGUGACUCCCCGUCAACUGAGCUGUCAGAUUUCCGCCAAUCAGCGCAAAGCGGAAACGAACGCGAAUGUAAAGAAAACAUUGAAAAACACAUGAAAGCACGCGCCAAGGGUAAUGACGUCAUCACUUACGUCAUAUCCGCCAAUCAGCAUUUUGCAUCGGCUUUUUUGAUGCAGAUAUUCAAAUUCCAGACGCGUAGUUGGCAAGCUCUCCUUCCUUUUCCCGCCCGGCCACCAGAGUGCCCCGGAGAGCUUGCUGGCAAGCUAAAUUGUGUCAAAAUUCAGUUGUACAUGUAUUAUAGUAUCCCUUCCUGUCUCAUUCAGAUAAUUCUUCAAGACCACAAGCAUGCUGAAGUAGAGCUGAUGAGACACCGCAUGUCACGUGUCAGCCACAACAUGCCCGACACACUGUACAUGAUUGAGCCACAGAAACGAACUUAUACAGCACCAGCCCGCAUCCUUUCAGCCUCUGCCUCGGGAAGAAGAGAUCGAGACGAACAGCCUUCAACACCGCAGACUUGCAGGAAUGAAGAGAAUGAAUUAGAGAGAUAUGUGAGAAAUAGGCAUACAAGUGAUAUGUCAUCAGGUAGAGUUUGAUUGGAAGGAUCUUUGCUUGUAACCUCCCACGCAGACUUCUUUUAUUGCACAGUAGGCUACUUAACUGGAGUCAUUGGAGUAAUCCUUGAAGGGUUUACGGUCGUUUCAAUACAAAGUCGUUUCGAUACAAGUCGAUUCGAUACAAACUGAAGUCGUUUCGAUCCAUCAACAAAGUCGAUUCGAUACACGUAGAAAGUCGAUUCGAUUCAACCAACUAAAAUACGCUCUAGGCUAGGUAAUUUAUUCUCAAACUUUCUGACUAAUUUGUGAAACCAGAGGCCCUAAGAAACUCGUGUUUCAGUGACUGGAGGCCUUUUUUCACCUACUUGACCCAUAAAUGAGUCGUCAGUGAUUCGUUUGUUUGUCUUUUGAGUUUCAAGAUUGUUGCAUUGCAUUGUUUUGUAACCUUGCAUAAUGAUAAAGUAAGCGUACUUACAAUACCUUCCAUGCGACGGUCCUCAUUGUAUCAUAUUGCAUAGUUGUCUACAGACUUUGUUUUCCAUGUUUCUUUUCUUGUUAAGGUGACAGAGAUUCGACUGGUCCUGAUAAAAUGGCCGAACGUGAAUUUGCUCUCCCGGAUGUUGCAAUGGAGCUACCGUCUUAUGUCCCGGAUGAUGACUGGGCCUCAGCAGCCGGACCUUCCAGGUUGCAUCCUUUUGGAGCGGAGGUGAAAAAUAGAAACUAGGCCAUCGUACUUCUUCAUCACAUUUCUGCUAAUAAACAUUCUGCGCUUAAAAUAGUUUUUCGGGACCGAAAAUCCUCGGGAGUUUUCAGAAUCACACGCCGGGAGUGACCUGCGGAAGUGACCCGCGGGACUAGACCGUACCAGGGACGGGUUGAGAGACCCUGGUAACGAGGUUGGAGAGUCGUUGGAAAGUGCACGCAUUUGUUGAUGAAUUGUAGAACAAAUAACCCGCUUCCCGCUUUACUUUUUAUCGUUUCUAUCUCAUUAAAAUAAAAUUCAACUCAGAUAUGAGAUGAUAGAGAGAUUUAGGGUCACCUUCACGGUAAACGGCAGAUCCAAGUUGAGCAUUUCUUAAAGCAUGAAAUAAGCGGAACAAAACUGUACAAAAUAGUUCUUAUUUAUGAAACAGGCUUCAAAAUACUACUUUUUAUGUAGACAUAGCCUGCCAGCAAGAUGUCCAUUUUAGGGAAGUCUUAUUGCAGUGUACUCGCUCUAGUUUUUCAAAUGGUGGAUAGCGCCAUCCGUCGUAUCCCGUAUUUAUUCGAAUAAGCGGCCAACCUCGAAUUAGCGCCCACCUCGAAUAAGCGCCCAUCCUAAAGGGAGAAAAAGUUAAAUAGCGCCCAGCCCUUCCUCUUCCCAAUCAAACUCAAAUAAGCGCUCACCCCCACCCCACCCACGUGAGUGAAUAAAUUCUAAUAAGAGACUUCUCCGAGGACGGAGUUUUCUUCAGAGUAUUUUGCAAAAAUCUUGCUUUGUUACUUCUUCGCGUUUUGUUAUUAGCAUUUAUUGUUUUGUUGCAAAAUAUACAUACUUCGCUCGCUGAAAAUGGUGAAAAUAUAAUAGGCGCCCAGCCUCGAAUUAGCGCCCACCUCGAAUAAGUGCCCACUCUCAAGGUCCAAAAAUUUAAUAAGCGCCCAGGGCGGUUAACCGAAUGAAUACUGUAAAUCACUAUUCGUAAUUGGUUUUCUUAAUAAUUAUCCACUGGAUAGCGCUAUCCAACUUUAGAACAACUAGGGCCAAGAGAAAAACAAUCCUUGAAAAUCGCUGUUGUUCAAACUGCUUGAAGAUGACCCAACAUUUUCAAGAACAAAGCCAAAGUCAAAGCGAUUGUGCUUGAACAUCUAAGCCAUUUAAAAAUCGUUUUAACUCGCUUUCAAAGUCGUUUAGUUAAAUACCGUGUUUUACCUCUCACGUCGCGUGUGUUCUCGCGGGAGGUGAUAUAUAUAUGCCUCGCGAGAAGGAUGAAACUCCGAGUAGCGAUAAAUGUUCAAGAGUUAAUCCAGUUCCAUCAGUCUACUUGUACGAUAUAUGUUACUUCCCUUGCUCUGCUUACACAUGUAGGUUAAGAGACCCUUUAUAGACUAAUUGAUGAUAAAAUUAUUGUAAUCCCGUUCUCAGAUAACCGAGUCUGUUCCACAUCCAGUACCCGACGUAGCACUGCCUUCGUCACCCACCUCUAGUGUUUCAUCCUCAGGGAUCCCCCCUGAGUAUUUUCAAAUGAACCAAUCACUGGAAGUCUUAGAUGAUGACAGUUCCAGUGGAAGCGGCUGACAGCGCAGUUGGUUAAUCCACUCUUUCACUGGAUUUAACUUCAAUGACUCGAGAGGGCAGAAUAUUUCCGAGUGUUAUUAUCCAAUAAUGAAGCAAUACGUGUUCCCGAAGAGCCUACUAUUGGAUACGAGAUUUAAGUACCGGGAAGUUAUUAUCCAAUCACGAAAAAAUGUCGCGUGUGCUCAAACAGGUUAAGAGGAUCAUUUUUCACUAACGGAAGAACCUAGAAGUACCAGAAGUGUUAACCAUCAGGAGAAUAAUAUGAAAUCACUCUAUCGUAUAAUUAUAAAAAACUGAACGAGUUUAUAAAGACCUUUAUCGUGUACUCUUGGUUACCGGCAGGGGCCCACGGACCGGAAGCGAGCAACUUCAAUGUUUUCUUGUCAAGGAGUUUUCACCGACCAGUUUAAUUUUAGAUUUUGCGCGAAUUUAAGCCCCAAACAUUUUGGCUCCUUCUAAGUCUACAGACGUGGAAAUUGUAUUUUUACCUUUUAAUGACGUUUAGUUUUCCUUUUUGGUGUCUUGUACUUCGAGUGAGCUAACAGAAGAAGCGGUUGUGGGAAAAAUGUAAAAUGUUUCUUAAAAUAAACUAGUCAUAGUAAUGAGACGUAGUCCUAGUACGGGAGUUUCUUACUCUGGGUUAUGCGCUCCUUGUACCGGAAGCGUAGCUGGCGGGAUACGCGCGCGGGGUUACUUUCUUGGCGGCGGAACCGCCACGCGCGAAGCCGCGCGGGUCCCACCCUAAUCGCGCCAGCUACGCAGGCUACCUCGAACGUUAUCAGCUAAGAAGGAAACAGUCCGGAAACCAGAAGAUCUGAUAUCUCCGACAAUAGUAUAGUAGGUCACCCCACCUUUCGACAGAACAAAACAACAGGACUCACUGAACAUAAUUAUUUGGAGUUGUCAUUUUGACUAUAUGGUGCUGAUGUUACUUGGCAACAGCGCUUUUUACGUUUUGAAUACCGCGGGAUCAAUUUAUACUCGGGCC